UUCGUCUUGGCAGAACUUGUCGGCCAGUCCACCCAUCCCCGGUGAUCUUUGUCCAGUGGAGCCCACUGCUGGAAUUGUCCAUGCUAGGUGGACACUAGGCAAGUACUCCAACAAGCGCUAUCAUGAUGCUUAUCAUCAAGUAAUCCACUAACAGCCCCAGCUUAACAAAAGGUUUAGAUUACCCUGGACGGCAGCUUAUCGCGCCCAAGCUCCCCGCAUCGGUCGUGAACUGUACUUGCGCUUGCAACGAGCCCAAUGGACUGUUUGUUGUCUGCUGAUUGCCAUAAUCGGGUGCCCGACAUCGCAUUAGACAGAUCUCACCUACACCCUAGAAUCGUUGUUCGUGUCGACUGUGCUAUCUAGUCGUGAUAUGCUGCUGUGAUAACCGGUUCUCCUGAUAUCCUCCUUUAUCCUCUCACCAUGUCUGCCACUCCCGAUCUUCCCGCGAAUGUUCAUGUGUCGAACCACCCAUGUCUCCGCGCAAAACUGAGCCUGCUCCGGUCGAAGAGCACUCAGGCAAGAGAUGCGAAGGCGUUGGUUAACCAGAUCUCGACCAUAGUUGGCUGCGAGGCUUUUGCUUCGGCGCUGACUGCAGUCGAUGGACCUAAAGAUGAGACCCCGAUAGGCUUCGAAUACACAACUACGAACGUCGAACCCCAAGAGCUCUCCCUAGUGCCCAUCCUUCGAUCAGGUUUAGGCAUGGUAGAAGCAAUUCAAACCCUCCUGCCCAACCCGAUCCCCGUCCACCACCUGGGCCUCUACCGCGAACCCUCGACCCUCGACCCCGUCGAGUACUACAACAACCUGCCCCACCACAUCGCCACGGGAAACUCAGGAAGUUCUGCCUCCCGCUUAGCCAUCAUCCUCGACCCCGUCAUCGCCACGGGCGGCACUUGCGUGGCUGCCAUUCAGACCCUGCGCGAGUGGGGCGUCAAGCGGAUUGUGGUGUUGAGCGUCAUCGCCGCCGUCGACGGUAUCCGAAGGGCCGCCGCCGAGUGGCCUGACGCUGUCGAGAUCUGGGUUGCGGGGGUUGAUGCCGAGCUUACGAAGGAUGGAAUGUUGAAGCCGGGCGUGGGGGACGUUGGGGAUAGGCUAUUUUUGACUAUUGGGAAAUGAGGGAUGUUGCAAGAUAUUGAUUAAUGGGUUUGUUUGUCAGGGGCCGUCGAUUGGUGGCAGUACGCUCUCAAGUGAGCUGCGCCCUGAUACAGAAUCCUAGCGGUGUUGAAAGAGCUCCAAUUUAUUUCGCCGUACGUGUGAAUCCGAAAAGGGCAGAUUGUCUUGCCUGGGAUCUCGCAAAUUGGUUCGCAGGAUAGUUUAGUUACGUCAAGUACGACGAAUGCUGUAGUACUCCACGUAGAGUAAUACAUGAUUGGGUU
This is a messenger RNA of Pseudomassariella vexata, 1376 nucleotides long. Its product is annotated as uracil phosphoribosyltransferase. The record is from RefSeq and is a predicted model, not a curated record. NCBI's taxonomy places the organism in Eukaryota, Fungi, Ascomycota, Sordariomycetes, Amphisphaeriales, Pseudomassariaceae. The transcript has 3 exons. Bases 421 to 1116 code for a protein of 231 amino acids.